AUGCAGUUAACAGUACUCUUUCUUCUAAUGGCAACUGUUAUUGGUGCAGCUCAAUCUCAGUCAUGGGCCGGCACUUAUACAGUUGAUUCAUCGUGCAACACAACCAGUUGCUGUUGUUUAAGUGGAAAAGCAGUGUUGACAAGUACGACAAAUGGCUAUUCAGUUAACUCCAGUGCGAGCAGUUUGUGCAACAGUAACAGCACUUUCACAGGUACUCUUUCUACAACUAAUUAUACGGGUUGGAUUAAGGUAAACAGCGAUAAUGAUACAGUAACACUCAGCUCCGACAGUCUCACUAUUACUAUCAACGAUACAACCAAUUCAACAUGCACUAACAAGUUAAUCAAGAGUGGUGCCCUGGCACAACAUGCUAAUAUCAUCAGGUUAUUAGCUUUAUUUCUAUUUGGUAUGAUGAUUAAUGUCUUAGCCAAAUGA
Messenger RNA from Adineta steineri, 435 nucleotides. The record is from the annotation of a GenBank genome assembly. Lineage: Eukaryota; Metazoa; Rotifera; Eurotatoria; Adinetida; Adinetidae.